Molecule: messenger RNA, 1162 nt
Organism: Vollenhovia emeryi
Lineage: Eukaryota; Metazoa; Arthropoda; Insecta; Hymenoptera; Formicidae
Product: COMM domain-containing protein 2
Exons: 5
Coding region: 406-1014 (202 amino acids)
Source: RefSeq, a predicted model, not a curated record
UCCUAUUUGCAAAAUUUAAAAAGACUUUAGCAAACGUUCUAUUACUGAAAAGAAAAUUGGUCACGAAAGGAUUAAUUUGCUUUUUGUCUUUUUCUAAUUCUUAAAACUAGUGACCUUUAUUUUUUAAACAAGUCAAACCUGGAUUGAAGUUAGUCUACGUUGAUAAAGAGAUCGGCGUAGGAAAUGAUUAUUUUAAAUUGUAUGAACAUUGAAACUCCCGCCGCGCACGCGCGAAUGCAUCAGCGUAGCACCGAAGAUCAACAUGGCGCCGGACGUCGUGCCGCCCGUCUUGAAAGUAUUUGCAGCCGUUCCAACGUCGGAUAGAUGUUAGUUAUCACGCGAUAUUCAUCUCUCUCUGAAUUCUAACCGACGAGGGACACGCGCGUGUGUCGCCUGAGAGCGAGGAUGCUGCUGACGCUGAAGCCGGAUCACAAGAGGCACGUGCUGUUUCUGGCCGAGCAAUCGUCGCCAGUUUUGCAGGAUUUCUGCAAACUGGCGUUGGAUUACUUGCAGAAGGGUCCGAACGUCAAGGUCUACAACGCCGCCGCGCAGAAGUUGAACGUCGAGCUGGACGUGAUUAAGAAUUCAGUGGAGGGUUUGGUCAAUCUCUUGUUGGAGAGCUGCAAGCACAAGCUGAGCGCGGAGGAUUUCCGGGACUCCGUGGUUGCCUUGGGCUUCACGGAAGACAAGGAAGCGAUACUGAGCAAAUUGUACAGCGUUAAGAAGGACGAGGUCUCGGACUCGUUGGAAGAGAUUGGAUUUAAACUGCCUGGAUACCAGGACUUGGAGUGGAGGUUUGAAGUGCAGACCGCGUCGAGAUCCCUGUUGAAACAAGUCGCGCCACUCGUCACUCUGGAUCUGUCGCUGAAGAAUCCCGACAAUCCGGAGGAAAUUGAACAUAUUCUGCUGCAAGCCGAUCCGACUAACUUGCUUCACAUGACGCGAGAGCUGGAGGAAGCUCUGCAGGAGAGUCGCAGCCAGCACAUUCGCAGAAUCUCGAGAGCAGUAAAAUGAGGCUCUUUGCGAUUUGUAUAAUCAUUGAGGCAAUUUGUAAAUAUAAUGUAUAAUAUACGUAUAAGAAUAGAUAUAAUAAUGUAUAAAUACGUAUAAAAAUUGGUAUAAGUGUGAUGUCCAGGAUCAAAUAAAAAGACUUCUCUACAAA